Messenger RNA from Tinamus guttatus (white-throated tinamou), 5052 nucleotides. The record is from RefSeq and is a predicted model, not a curated record. Lineage: Eukaryota; Metazoa; Chordata; Aves; Tinamiformes; Tinamidae.
CAGGUUUCACAGAUACGAAUAAUCUUCAUCAGCGCAAGGAUCAUCAAGGAUAUGAACACUGCUGUUUUGAUCUAGAUGGAUGGAAAGGUUGACAGCCCAGACAAGAAACUCCUUUGGUUUUCAAGAUGGCAGCAACAAGCGGCGAGAGCCAGUUGCAGCGGAUUAUCAGGGACCUGCAAGAUGCUGUGACUGAAUUAAGCAAAGAAUUUAAAGAGGGAGGGGAACCAAUCACAGAUGACAGCGUCAGCUUGCAAAAAUUCUCCUACAAGCUUGAGUACCUUCUCCAGUUUGAUCAGAAAGAAAAAAACACACUGCUGGGAAAUAGAAAAGACUACUGGGAUUAUUUCUGUGACUGUCUGGCAAAGGUCAAGGGAGCUAAUGAUGGAAUCCGCUUUGUUAAGUCUAUUACAGAACUACGAACAUCUCUUGGAAAAGGAAGAGCCUUUCUUCGUUACUCUUUGGUUCACCAAAGACUAGCAGAUACCUUGCAGCAAUGUUUUAUGAACACCAAAGUGACCAGUGACUGGUACUAUGCAAGAAGUCCAUUUCUGAAUUCCAAAAUGAGUUCUGACAUUGUGGGUCAACUCUAUGAGCUUACUGAUGUUCAGUUUGACCUGGCAUCAAGAGGCUACGAUUUAGAUGCUGCAUGGCCAACAUUUGCCAGGAGAACAUUGUCCUCCCUUGGAUCUUCAGCAUAUUUAUGGAAACCCCCAAGUCGCAGUUCCAGCAUGAGUAGUUUAGUGAGCAACUAUUUACAGGCCCAAGAGUUUCCCUCCAGCCCUGAUGCAAAUAACUCACUGAAUGUUGAACACCUUGAGGGCUUUGAAGAGAUGCGUGUAGAGCUUGAUCAGGCUGAGCUGAGACAGAGAGAACUUCAGGAUCGAGUUCACCAGCUACAGAUGGAAAACCAGGAGCUCCAGGCAGCCAUCAACCUGCAAAAAGAACAAGUACAGGUAGAAAAGGAGAAGAGCAGUAACUACAGCGAGGAGAACUCACGGCUGACAAAGAUGAUCGCAGAGCUGCAGAAGCAGUGUGAGGUCUCCCAUUCCACUCAGAGCACUGUUCACGAUCUGCAGAAGUGCCUGCAGUCACUGGAGCUGAAUGCAGUGGAGCAGCAGAAGGAAUACUCAACAAAGCUGGAGCAGCUGGAGAGCAGCAAGGAGAACUGUGCCUCAAAGUUGCAGCUCUUGAAUCAGGAGCUGGAGGCCUCCAGGGUUUUGAUCACUAUGAAGGAUCUUUGCAUUGAUGAACUCAAGGACAAGCUGAGUUCAACAGAACAGAAGAACAUGGAGCUCCUGGCAAAAGUUGAUGCCGCCUUGGAGGAAAAAGCCACAGCCCACUGUGAUUCUGCCGUACAGAUACAAGGAUUGUUGGAUAAGCUUCAGGAGAAAGAAAAGGAAAAGGCAGAAAUGCAAAGACUCAGUGAUGAACAUGCAUCUCAGCUUAAAGCAGCAAGGGAGGAGCUGCGGUUGAAAGAAGAGAUGCAGAAGGAACUGGAAUCCAGAUACAAUCACCUUACCACUAACUCUAGGGAAGAGAGCGAAAAGCUGCUUGGGAGCCUGGAAACCAUGGCAAAGGAAAUGGAAUCUCUUCAGAAGGCCCUGACCUUGAAGGGGAAGGAGGUGGCUGAGCUCCAGACCCAGGUAAUGGGGUUGCUGGCUCAGGUAGGGUCACUGGAAAAAAGUCUUGAGGAGGCAAGGAAAGAAAAAGAGGAACUUGAGGAGGAGCGUAAUAGGAGGGAAGGAGCAUUGAAGAAGGACAUCCAGUCUCUGGCAGAGCAACUUGAACUACAGGAAGGUCACUUAACAAAGGUGAGUCACACUGUGCAUAGCCUUGAGGAACAAAACCAGAAAAUCUCGUCUGAAAAGGAGCACCUCAGCCAGAAAGUCAAGCAGCUGGAGGAGCAGAUGGAGCAGCAAAACUCUGCAGUAAGUGAAAAGGAUGAGGAGAGCCGUAAACUAAAAUCAGAGAAUAAAGAUUUACAGCAGGACAAGAAGAAGAUGGAAGAGAAGCUGAAAAAUGUGGAAGAGUCUAACGCCUCCCUGGAAGCUGAGGUGGCCAGGCUGAGAGCCUCUGAGAAACAGCUUCAGAGUGAGAUAGAUGAUGCCUUGGUAUCAGUUGAUGAAAAAGAGAAGAAGCUCCGGGAGCAGAACAAACAGCUGGAUGAAGACCUGCAGAAUGCCAGGAGGCAAAGCCAAAUUCUGGAGGAGAGGUUAGGUGCUCUACACUCUGACUACAAAGACAUGAAGCAAAGAGAAGAGGCAACCAAGGAGUCUUGUGCUCUUCUUGAAGGACAGGUGAAGCGUGCCAAACAGUAUAACUUAGAAAUGGAAAAGAGCUUGAGCUCCUUAAAGGAAGGCGAAGAGUCUCUCCAGUCACAGCUCGCUGAGAAGGAGGCAAAAAUGCAAAGCAUGGAGAUCCAGUGUGAGCAGUUGAGAGCAGAAGCUGAAAAUCACAGGAAGAAAGCAGAGCUUCUUGAGAUGGAAAAGCUUAGCAUUGAAAAGACAUGUCUGCACCAGACAGAGCUGAUUGAAUCCCUCACAGCAGAGAAGAAAUCAGUGGAAAAACACCAACUACAGCAGACAGCCUCUCUGGAGAAAGAAGCAAAGGAGCUGGCCUCCAGGCUGAUCGUGAGUGAAGAGCAGCUGCAGGUCAACCGAGGUGAAGUGUCUAGGCUGCAAGCAGAGGUCCUGGACCUGCGAGUCAAGCUUCAGGAGACCACUGCCGAGAGAGAGCAGAUGAGAGGCGAGCUGGCAGUCACAGGGACUGUCUUGGAGGAACAGAAGGUGCUUGUUCAACAACUGAAAGAGGAAAGUGAGUCACUUAACAGAAACCAUGUGCAAGAAUUGGUGCAGUGUAAAGAGAGAGAAGAAGUACUAAAAAAAGAGCAGGAGAGGGUAGCCCAGCAAAAAGCUGAGCUGGAAGAUAAUUUGCUGAACCUGAAGGAAGAGCUGUCCAAUGUUAAGCAGUACUUGGAAGUUGUUAAAAUGGAAAACGAAGAAAACAAAGAUCUGCUCCACAGGACCAACACUGAUAUGGCUGAACUCGGUAUUCAAAUUUGUGCUGUGACCUCUGAAAAGGUGAAUACAGAAGAGAAGUUAGUUGAGGCUACGGAGAGGCUCAAAGAACUAGAAGAACAGACUACAGAGGAACAGGAGAGGCUGAAGCUUGACAUCUCCACUCUCAGGCAGGAGAACAAGAGCCUGCAAGAGAAAUUGGAGGAAGCUCAAAAAUGUGCCGCAGCUGUCCCGAGUCUGCAAAUGCAGCUGGAGACAGCAAAGAAACAGGCACAGAGCUUCCAAGAGACCAGCCAAGAAGAGCUGUCCGCAGUAAAAUUUCAAAUGAGCACAGAGAUUCUAAAUUAUGAGACAAAAUACAAGGCUGUCAGCGAGGAGUGUGUGAAAGUGGAAGAGCAACUGGAGGAGCAGAAGCGACGGCGGUGUGCAGCAGAGGAGGAGAUUGCAGAGCUACAAGCUGCAAACACAAGUUUGUCUAGCAAGCUGGAUGAGGCAAGAGAGCAGCUGGCUGAAUCUGAAUCUGCUCGGCUGCAGAAGGAAGAGGAGGUGAUAUCUCUGAAAGGACUUUUAGAAAGGACCCAAAAGGAAGCCGAUGAAGCAAAAGAGCAAGCACUUGAAUACAGCGAGAAGCUCAGCAAGGUGGUAGCAGACAAAGAUAGCAGCGACCAGAAGUUGUUUGCCGAGCUGGAUGACCUGACGAGAACAAAACAGUUCCUUGAAGAACGUUUGAUAGAACUUAUCAGAGAUAAAGAUGCCCUGUGGCAAAAAUCAGAUGCUCUUGAGUUCCAGCAGAAGCUUAGUGCAGAGCAGAAAUGGCAGGGGGACGUGGAUGUUAACCACUGCCUGGACUGCCAGAGAGAGUUUUCAUGGAUGGUGCGCCGACAUCACUGCAGAAUGUGUGGUCGCAUUUUCUGCUAUUACUGCUGUAACAACUACAUGGUGACAAAGCCUGGUGGGAAGAAGGAGCGUUGCUGCAAGGCUUGCUUCAGUAAGCCCAGAGUGUUUGUGGACUAUACAGAUGACUCUGGGUCCAGUGCAAACCAGGAAGGAUCACCAGCUUCUUUGGAAUCACCGGUGUCACCUAUGGAGGCAGCUUUUGUCACAAGUGAAGCCUCUAAACCACCAGAUGAUGCAGCAUUUGAUAUAAUCACCGAUGAGGAGUUGUGCCAAGUACAAGAAUCAGACUUGGUCCACAGUGAAAGUCAGAUGGAAGGAGAAUCUCUGGAUCAAAGUGUGACAGAUCUGAACAGCACGUGUAAUUCUUCAACAUUUGAUGAAUCAGAAGAGUGGCAAGUUGCUCAAGAUGCCGAGAUAUGCUUGUUGAAGUCAGGAGAGAUCAUGAUAAAGUUACCCCUUACAGUGGAAGACAUCCUAAAUUUUGGGGAAGGCAACAGAGAGCUGUUCAUUAAAUCCAGCACUUACAGCAUCAUUCCCAUCACUGUGACAGAGACAGGCCUGACAAUUAGCUGGAUAUUUUCAUCAGACCCGAAAAGCGUAUCCUUCAGCGUGGUUUACCAAGAAUCGGAAGAAGCGCCCCUGGAUCAGUGCAAAGUUCUUAUUCCUAUGACACGCUGCAACUCACAUAAGGAAACUAUCAGAGGCCAGGUGAAAGUCAGAAAUUCUGGUAUCUACAUGCUAAUCUUUGACAACACAUUUUCUAGAUUUAUCUCAAAAAGAGUAUUUUAUCACUUGACUGUCGAGCGACCUGUCAUCUAUGAUGGAAGUGAUUUUCCAUAGCCUUGAAAAUACUGUGUUAUUUUUAACUAUAUUUUUAAGAAAUGCUAUUAUUUAUGUAUAUGCAAGCAAUAUGACUACCACUGUUUGAACACUUUGAAACUAUGCAAUAGUUAUAACGCACUUAGAGAUCAUGUACACACUAGGAAAAAGAAGCUGUUUUAGGAACACUAAUGUUCUGUACUGUGUACAGAUUGCUCAAAAGCCAUGUUGCUUGAUUUAACAGGUCAAGUAAUGUUUCAAUUUGAUUUUUCUUCAGGGGGGAGAAAAAUAAAGGAGGAGCUCUCUAAGUGAAAACCCA